This is a messenger RNA of Antrostomus carolinensis (chuck-will's-widow), 1206 nucleotides long. RefSeq names its product cAMP-specific 3',5'-cyclic phosphodiesterase 4D. The annotation marks the transcript as partial. The transcript is spliced from 9 exons. Gene Ontology annotation, biological process: signal transduction. Gene Ontology annotation, molecular function: 3',5'-cyclic-nucleotide phosphodiesterase activity. Lineage: Eukaryota; Metazoa; Chordata; Aves; Caprimulgiformes; Caprimulgidae. The record is from RefSeq and is a predicted model, not a curated record.
CUGGACUGGUGCUUGGACCAGCUGGAGACACUGCAGACGCGGCACUCGGUCAGCGAGAUGGCCUCCAACAAGCCCCCCUGUGCUGCCCCAGACAAGCAGCAUGAGGUGGAGAUCACCUCGGCGCUGGCCAAGGACAAGGAGAAGGAGCGGAGGAAACGUCCCAUGUCCCAGAUCAGCGGCGUCAGGAAGCUCACGCACGGCUCCAGCCUCGCCGCCACCUCCGGCAUCCCUCGCUUUGGGGUGCGGACGGAGCAGGAGGAGCUGCUGGCCAAGGAGCUGGAGGACACCAACAAGUGGGGGCUCAACAUGUUUAAAGUCGCCGAGUACUCGGGCAACCGCCCACUGACGGUCAUCAUGUACAGCAUCUUCCAGGAGCGUGACCUGAUGAAGACCUUCCGCAUCCCCGUCAACACCUUCAUCACCUACAUGCUGACACUGGAGGACCACUACCACGCUGACGUGGCCUACCACAACAACAUCCACGCCGCCGACGUGGCUCAGUCCACCCACGUCCUCCUCUCCACACCUGCACUGGAGGCUGUCUUCACAGACCUGGAGAUCAUGGCUGCUAUCUUUGCCAGUGCCAUCCAUGAUGUUGACCACCCUGGUGUCUCCAACCAGUUCCUCAUCAAUACCAACUCGGAGCUGGCAUUGAUGUACAAUGAUGCUUCGGUGCUGGAGAAUCACCACCUGGCUGUGGGCUUCAAACUUCUCCAGGAGGAGAACUGUGACAUCUUCCAAAACCUGAGCAAGAAGCAGAGGCAAUCCCUCCGCAAAAUGGCCAUUGACAUGGUGCUGGCCACGGACAUGUCCAAGCACAUGAAUCUGCUGGCGGAUUUGAAAACCAUGGUGGAGACCAAGAAGGUGACCAGCCUGGGGGUGCUGCUGCUGGACAACUACUCUGACCGGAUCCAGGUCCUGCAGAACAUGGUGCACUGUGCUGACCUCAGCAACCCCACGAAGCCGCUGGAGCUGUACCGGCAAUGGACCGACCGCAUCAUGGUGGAGUUCUUCCGCCAAGGAGACCGGGAGCGGGAGAAGGGGAUGGAGAUCAGCCCCAUGUGUGACAAGCACACCGCCUCUGUGGAGAAGUCCCAGGUGGGCUUCAUCGACUUCAUCGCCCACCCGCUAUGGGAGACGUGGGCCGACCUGGUGCACCCUGAUGCCCAGGAGAUCCUGGACACACUGGAAGACAACCGGGAAUGG